CAAAAUCGAUCAGCAGGCAGCAGUAGAUUUCAAUAUGUCUGCCGUCGGCUGUCAGUAAAGGAGGUGUUUGUUUUCAACUCAACAGCAGAUCCUUUGAGCUCGGUGAAGAACAGUCGAGGCGGGCGCUCAUGGCUCAGUGCGUGCAGUCAGUGCAGGAGUUCAUCCAGGACUCGUUCGUGCCGAUGGUGGCUGUCCUGUGCAGCGAGGAUGCGGAGAGAGUGACCCGCAAAAACAACCUGAGUUUCCCCGAGCUGCUGCGGCCUUUCUGCCGCCUGACGUCCGAGGGUCACCUGCGUGAUCCCAAUAACCAGGUGGUUGUGGUGAAGGGCCUCCGGAUCAGCGUGACUGGGAUCAACACACGGCCUCCACAGAGCCCAGAGCUGCACAGACUCCUCAGCCAGGCGGUUUCUGUCUGCCAGCCACCUGAAGGGUCGCCCGCCAACGUUAUCACGGCUGGAGACUACGACCUCAACAUCAGCGACCGCACGGUCAAAGCGAGCGUUCCCUGGUACUCUGACUGGAAAGAAACGCUCACACAGCUGAGCUCGUCCAAGUACUACACAGCAACAACACCAUGGUUUGAGACUUACCGGGAGAACUUCCUGCAGUCCAUGCCAGCAUCAGAGCACGAGUUCCUCAACCACUACCUGGCCUGUAUGUUGGUGGUGUCGUCUCGUGAGGCGGUGCCGACAGAGCAGUUUCUCAAGCUGUCACAGGAACAGCACCGAAUCCAGCACAGUGGGGAAUACACUCAUCCCAAAUGGUUCAUCCCCAACACACUCAAAUAUUAUGUCCUGCUCCACGAUAUCAGUGAAGGAGACGAGCAGAGGGCGGACUCUGUGUACGAGGAUAUGAAACAGCGGUAUGGAACUCAGGGCUGCUAUCUGCUCAAGAUAAACUCCCGGAGUGGUAGCACUGGAGCGGACGAACAGAUGCCGGACCCCUGGAGUCAGUACUUACACAAGACCAGCAUACACAACCCUGAGCUAUAUGAAGAAUAUGCAGUGAGUAAUGCGGUUGAAAACAACAUUGGUGCAGAGGAAGAUGGUCUUGAUCCAUCCAUUAGAGACGGCGUCUCAGAGACUCCUCCUCUGCAGCUGGACCACCCCACUGAUGCUGGUUACCCUGGCAACGAUGCCAGUCAGUCUGUAAACAAUGUGGAUGAGACGAGACCUCAAAAACAGGCCAGCGGGACCUCUCACACCAGCCCGACCCCUCGAGGAACCUGCCUGACCCUGAAUGACCACGACCACAUUCGGCAGUUUAUCCAGGAGUUUACCUUCAGAGGAUUCCUGCCACACAUCGAGAAGAACAUAAGGCAGCUAAAUGACCAGCUUGUCUCAAGAAAAGGUCUGAGCCGAUCUCUUUUCUCCGCCACUAAGAAGUUGUUUGGUGGAGGGAAGGUCCCAGAGAAGAGUAUUGCUGAACUAAAGAACACCGCAGGGCUGCUAUAUCCCUCAGAGGCUCCAGAGCUUCAGAUCAGGAAGAUGGCCGACCUCUGCUUCCUCGUUCAGCACUAUGAGCUGGCCUACAACUGCUACCACACUGCCAAGAAGGACUUCCUCUCUGACCAGGCCAUGCUGUAUGCUGCAGGAGCGCUGGAGAUGGCUGCUGUCGCUGCCUUUCUGCAGAGUGGGGCACCCAGGCCGUACCCAGCACACUAUAUGGACACGGCUAUUCAGACCUACAGAGACGUGUGCAAAAACAUGCUAUUGGCCGAGCGGUGUUGUCUUUUAAGUGCUGAGAUUUUGAAGAGUCAGGUCAAAUUCUCAGAUGCUGCCACACUUCUGAUCAAGAUGACCAGUGAGGACUCUGAUCUGCGGAGUGCACUCCUGUUGGAGCAGGCGGCUCACUGCUUCAUUAAUAUGCGCAGCCCCAUGGUGAGGAAGUUUGCCUUCCACAUGAUACUGGCUGGUCAUCGUUUCAGCAAAGCUGGACAGAAGAGACAUGCCUUGAGGUGCUACAGCCAGGCUUUGCAGGUGUAUAAAGGUAAAGGUUGGACACUGGCUGAAGAUCACAUCAACUUCACCAUCGGUCGGCAGUCCUUCACGCUGCGGCAGCCAGAGAACGCAGUGGCUGCCUUCCGGCACAUUCUCAUCAACGACAGCAAACAGUCGGCUGGACAGCAGGCUGCUUUCCUCAGGGAAUACCUCUAUGUGUAUAAGAGCAUGAGUCAGUUGAGUGGUGACGGCUCCCUCCCACAGCUGCCUCUGCCCUGCCUGCACAGCUCACAAACACGUGUGUUCUUCGGCCAUGAACGCAGACUCGCCGAAGGUGAGAAACAAGCUGCAACUCAUGUCUCUUUGGAGCAGGAGUUUGACCGGGAUCUUUCCCAGCUGUGGAGGGAGUUGGAGGAGCGGGUUGUCUCAGUGGCGAAUAGAGGGACGGUGCCCAUCACCUUCCAGCCCUCCCAAUGCUGCCUGAACAGUCAGACGGACAACCUCAGAUACCCCCUCGCCGUAGUAGAGGAGCCCAUCAUUGUGGAGGUGGUUUUCCGUAAUCCCCUGAAGGUUCCUUUGGCUUUGUCGGCUCUGUCUCUGCUGUGGAAGUUUACUCUGAAAGGCUUCUCUGACCCUCAGGGCGGCGCAACCGGAGAAACCGUCAGCAAUGAGAAAGAAACCACGGCCCUCAAAGACAUCAUUGAUACGCAAGUCAUUCCAGAGUUCACCAUAAGUCCAGAGGAGACCAAAGUGGCCCGUUUGAAGUUGCUUCCUCAUAAGACCGGAGAGUUGCAUGUUCUUGGUGUGGUGUACAACCUGGGCACUGGAGAAGUGGGCAACAGUGAAGGCUCGCUGGCCGAGGAUCUGGUGUGUGUUCGUGGACAGCAGAAUCUGGAGAUCCAGGGACCCAGACUCAAUAUGACCAAAGAAGAAAAGACUUCCGUCGGAUAUGGACCAGACCGCCGCCUGGACCCCAUUAUCACUCCACCUAUGCCCUUAUUGGAGGUGUUUUUCAUUAACUUCCCCACUGGUUUAUUGAGUGGUGAGAUCCGAAAAGCGUGGGUGGAGUUUGUAAAUGUGAGUGCAGUCCCUCUCACUGGUCUUCGGGUGGGGUCCACACACCCAGAGUUCUUCACAUUCGGCAGUGCCACCUCUGACCUUACCCCAGUGACCCCCACAGCAGCAGAGCACUGUUCCGCAUACAAGACUGUGGCCAUGCCCCCAUCAGUGGCGACUGUGUCGCUCGUGUCACCAGCAGUGUUCGGGGUCACCAGCAGUGAUCAGUUGGUGGUGACGGAGAUUCCCUUAUCACGAGGUGUGUUGGGACCUGGGGAGGCGUUACAGAUCCCACUGUGGCUCAGGGGACCUGACCAAGAGGGUGUCCAUGAAAUCAACUUCCUCUUUUACUAUGAGAGUACAGAGAAGACUGCCAAACUCAGUCACAGGGUCCUUCGACACACUGCUUUCAUCUGCACAAGCCGCUCUCUAAGCGUCAGAGCCACGGCCAGCCGCAGCAACACACUGCACGGCAGAGAGAGAGAGACAGAAGAACAGCAAGAAGCAGAGGAGAAAAACGGCAGCAUGUUGGUCUUUGUGGACGUGGAGAACAUUAACACAAGUGAAGCAAGUGUUCGUGAGUUCCACAUAGUUCAGGUGUCCAGCAGCAGUCGGCAGUGGAGGCUGCAUAAGUGCAUCAACCCUGUGGGAGAUGAAGACUCUAAGCUGGCCAGCAGGGAGAGAGGGAAGCUGUGCUUCAAAGCCACCAGAUGCAGAACGGAGGAAGCUACUUCAGAUGCAGCAGAAAAAUACACCUUUGCCGACCUCAACCUCGGCAACGAACAAAUUGUCAGCUCUACCACUCCUUGUGCUGAUUUUUUCUUCCGGAGGGGUCUGCAUUCUGAAGCCAGGAGAGGUGGCAUGUCCGCAGGCGGUGCUAGUCAAAUGCAGAGAAAGAGCCUCACGCCACAGAGCGGGACUGAUGACGGUGGGACAAGUAUUGUCAAAAAAUGCAGCGAAGUAGAGCUUGACAUCAUCGUCCUUUGGAAGGCAUAUGUUGUGGAGGACAACAAACAGCUGAUUUUAGAGGGGCAGCUUCAUGUUGCACUGCAAACCAUUGGCAAAGAGUCCUGCUCACUCUCGCAGAAAGAGGAAACUCAGGAAAUGGUGCUUCUGAAGUUCAAGCCUGACGUUCCUCCCCCUGUAAGCAAGCCCUCGCUGGAACAGCUUUCCCACCUCAUAAAGACCUGUCUCCACUACCCAGAGUCUUAUGAUCAUCCCUUCCCACAAAAGAGUUUAUGUACGGUUCCAGUCACCCUGACGUUGUCCAACUGUUCCUUGGCUCAGGUAGACGUCAUUGUUGAUCUGCGGCAUAAAACGACCAGCCCGGAGUCACUGGAAGUGCAUGGGUCUUUUAGCUGGCUGGGCCAGACCCAAUAUAAGUUGCAGCUCCAGGGUCAAGAGGUGUACAGGCUUUUCUUGAAAGCUUGUUUCUUCCAGGCUGGAGUUUAUAAUUUGGGCACACCCCGUGUCUUCGCCAAGUUGGCACAGACCAGCGCUAUGUGUGAGACCAGCCAGCAGAGCGCCAUGCCUGCCCUCAUUAUCAUCAACAGCAUUUGAGUAACUCCGCAACGUCGAUCCAACCUUUCUUCAAAGUUCUUGGCCCACCUAAAUAAAUGAAAUGGACCGGAAUCCAAGAUUUUUCUACUACUUGCUAAAACAAAAUCUAAUUGAGAGAGAUAAUUAAAAAGACUUGAACACAUGUUUCAAAUUAACACUGCAUCUGAUGUGCUUGUAUGGUCUGCAAUGGUGAGCUGAACACAAACAGACUUUAGAUGUUUUGUCUUAAAUGCACCUGAAGCGUGACUGGAUCGGUUUUUUUUCCCAUGUAAAUUUAUCUCUCAUGUCAACCAUGUAUCUAUUGAAGAAUUUUGCUUUUGUUUUAUGAAAUCUUUUUGCUUUUAGAACUAAUUUUGUCAAGAUCCCAAAAAUGUGGUAAUGUAAAUGGCUAUGCAUCUCUGCCUCAUACUGCCCUGCCGGCUAUCUCACGGUUGUCCACUGUGCUCUGUUGCCACAGUAACAAAAAAAUAACACCAUCUUAAAACCAGAAGAUGAAACACAACACUGUAACCUGAUGAGCUGUGGUUGAAACCAUUGCAGCUGUUGAAAGGACAACAUAUUUCUGCCUUGUUCGGGCAGGCUGCAGAUGUGGCGUUAAAUGGAACUUAAUAUCAGCUUGAGAGAAGCCAGUGGAAUCGAUGAAGUCCAACAAAGAGCCAUCUUAAUGUUCAUACCCCAGUGAGGGUAAAUGGCCAAAUCCAUGUUGCCCAGUCAAACAGCAUAGAUUUUAAGGACCUUUAAGGACACCAAUAGGGGGUAAAAGUCAGUCUGAGGGCAUAUUUCUGUUUGUGCAUCUUUGUGUGGGUAGACUGUUUUCUCCGGAGAUGUUUAAUUUUCUACAAACCAAUCAUCCUCUCCCACCACCUCAGCUCUCAUUCUGUCAUCUCCACUACUAUGAUCAAACUGUUAUUUAAAUGUAUCUACAUGACUGCUUUUCUGAAAAAAAUGAUGUAUUAUAUUUAUAACAAAUUCCUGUACAUAGAAUAAAAUGUAACCAGUAACCAAGAA
Molecule: messenger RNA, 5564 nt
Organism: Sinocyclocheilus grahami
Lineage: Eukaryota; Metazoa; Chordata; Actinopteri; Cypriniformes; Cyprinidae
Gene: trappc8
Product: trafficking protein particle complex subunit 8
Exons: 30
Coding region: 129-4556 (1475 amino acids)
Cellular component (GO): TRAPPIII protein complex
Molecular function (GO): protein binding
Source: RefSeq, a predicted model, not a curated record